Pseudovirgaria hyperparasitica is the source of this 1429-nucleotide messenger RNA. RefSeq names its product phosphotransferase family protein. Gene Ontology annotation, molecular function: ATP binding; protein kinase activity. Lineage: Eukaryota; Fungi; Ascomycota; Dothideomycetes; Acrospermales; Acrospermaceae. The transcript is spliced from 2 exons. Gene Ontology annotation, biological process: protein phosphorylation. The record is from RefSeq and is a predicted model, not a curated record. The coding region runs from base 95 to 1018 and encodes 307 amino acids.
CGUGGGUAGUAACGCCUCCAUUUAAUUCGGUCCAUGUCAUAGUUUCCUAUCACUUCUAUACCUGUGAGCAAUGUCCAGUCCUCGCCCGAGCAUAAUGCCAGAUCCCUGGGUUCCCUAUGUCGAUCCGGCCGCUCGAAGUCGUUCGACUCUAUGCCCGCUAGAUGGCGCAACUUUUGAUAUUGCUUUGAUGCCAAAGGAGGAACUCAUGGCAUAUGGCCAAGAUGCUCCAGUCCUUCACUCACUUGGGGGUUUGAAAGUUGUACGACUGUCUAAAACGCUGGUGAUGAAGUUUGGGCCCACUGUUCUAGCCUCAGAAGGCGAGACGAUGAGAUAUGUCACGACGAAGUUUCCGGACGUGAGACUACCUCGUGUUUACCGUUACUUUGAUAUUAAUCAACCUUCGUCAUAUUCUGAUUCUGGAGUCGAAGGCUACAUAGUCAUGGACUACAUAGACGGUGUCUCCCUGGAUACAUGUUGGGACGAACUCAAUUCCGGUCUUCAGGACAGUGUGGUUGACCAGGUUGCGGCUAUGAUUAACCAGCUUCAAUCCAUACAUAAUGACCAUCCAGGCGUUAUUGGUGGAGGAGCAUCUUGUGGCAUAGUGUUUAGUGACUAUGGCGCAGGACCGUUUCCGACGAGAGAAAUAUUCCAGAAGUGGAUUAAAUGGAAACUCUGCCUAAGUAAAUAUUUUAAGCAGGCCUUACCGGAUACUCUACCACUACAGUGUCCCUACUUCGUCCUCGUUCAUGGAGAUCUUAGCCCUCGAAAUCUUAUUUUGGACACGCGCAACCAGGUUUGGCUAAUCGAUUGGGGUUGUACUGGAUUUUAUCCUCCAAUAUUCGAGGCUGCUGCUGUGAAGCACCAAGUAAAGUUCAAAUCGUUCUCCCGGCUACUUCUACCGCGUAUUUAUAAUAAUCCUAAGGAGCUGGCGCAGCUUGAGGACUGUAGUUAUGGCAUUCAUCGCGUUCCAUUUUCGCUUCCACCAGAGAUGGAAUUGGAAAGCGGAGCACACUCUUAGUGAAGUAGGAAUACCAUUUGGUAUUAUAGAGAUCGUUAGUAAAAGAAGAAGGCAAUCUGUAAUUAGGGUUGAGCAGGCGGAUAACACAGGGUUCUCGCUUGAUUCUGUGCCCCCUGGAUAGGAAACCGAUGAACUCGUAAGUCGACUUGAUGGCGUCGUCCACCAAGGCAUUGGUAGGUGCAACGUAGAGGUGCUGAUGUUCGCGCCUCACCAUACGGUGUUGCUUUUGCUUCCCAUGCUCUGUUUGGGACUCGUUGCUUCGGUGGAUGGGCUGGGACUGCUGCGCCGUACCUUUCGGGAAAUCUCAAGAGUGGCAGCCAUGAGCAUCUGAAACAGGAAUGUCUUUCCUGCACCAACAUAGUCCUGGAUGACGACAUGGCCUGCUGGCACCUUUAGACUUUGCGUUAGAAC